Molecule: messenger RNA, 309 nt
Organism: Mesorhabditis spiculigera
Lineage: Eukaryota; Metazoa; Nematoda; Chromadorea; Rhabditida; Rhabditidae
Source: the annotation of a GenBank genome assembly
AUGGAUCUGGAUGUUCACUUCGACAACACUGUUGAAAUCGAAGAGGACGGCCGCAUCAGCGUUGCGCUACCAGUGCAAGAAGAGCGAAUUGACGAGUUGGGCCAAAACUACGCACUGGCCGCUCGCCGCUUGUCAUCUUUGUUUGUCAAAGGACAACGAGACCCGGCACUAUGGGCCGCUGUCGUAGAAAACUUCCAUGAACAGGAGAUGCGAGGAUUCAUCGAGGAUGCGCCAAAGCAGCCAAAGGCCGAAGAUCGCCAAACGACUGCCUACCCGCAGGUCCCAGCUCGAUCCCAUCCAUCCCUGGCA